This is a messenger RNA of Cladophialophora psammophila CBS 110553, 1566 nucleotides long. RefSeq lists its product as uncharacterized. Bases 1 to 1566 code for a protein of 521 amino acids. The record is from RefSeq and is a predicted model, not a curated record. The transcript is spliced from 2 exons. Lineage: Eukaryota; Fungi; Ascomycota; Eurotiomycetes; Chaetothyriales; Herpotrichiellaceae.
AUGUCCUACUCGUAUACAGUGACGGAGCGCAAACGGAAGACGACUACCUCUGGCGGGUACGGAUACUCAGGCAGCAGGUCGACAUUUGGUUACUGGGUUCCCCUUGCUCUCACCGUCACAGCAGCCACUAUCGGUCUUGCAGCAUGGGUCUGGGGUGAGAGGAAGGAUGACGAGGAGGAAUCGAGUGAAGAUGAACAAUUCCAGGGAGGCGUCCCUCCUGCAGGCUAUGCAUCGAUGAGCGGCGCUCUACCUCCUGGACCGCCGAUGGCGCCUGGCUUCCAAGGAGGGCCGCCUCCUCAAGGCGGUGCUCCCAUUCCAAUGACGCCCGGUCCACAACAGCCGGGAGGGUUCGGACCCCCGCCACCUCCGGGUGGUUACCAAGGGCCUCCACCACCGGGCGGUUUUCAGGGACCUCCUCCGCCUGGAGGAUUUCAGGGUGGUCCUCCGCCUCCGGGAUGGCGAGGGACAGAAGAGGAAUACCGUGCUCGGUCGACGGCGGUAGAGGAGGAACAGGAGACUGGCCUCGUCGCUCGCAUGUCAAGUGCACUGGGUUUCGGCCGCUCAACUACUCCCUCAGGCGAUCGCUCGCGCAGCCAGGGUCAAACUCAGUCGUACGACUGGGCCAAUAAGCCAUUUGCUUCCGCUACGGCGGCAGCGGGCGCGAUGGUUGGUGCCGCCAUAAGUACCCUAAGCGGCGGAGGUGGCGAAGCCUAUGAAGACCAUGAACGAUGGAGUGAGGAGGCCGAACAGCGAGACAACAACCGCCAGAUCAAACAAGGCAUCAAGAGGCGCGGAACUGCUGAAGAAUUCUUUUCCGGAAGCAUAGAACUUCCCAAAUCUGCGUCUAUCGCCAACCGGAAAAGAAAGACUGUGGCUGUAGUAGUGUCGGCCGUUGGGUUGGAUGCUAAUGCCGAGUCGGAUGCUGAGCAACAUGCGUCGAUCCUUUCACAUCUCCCAGAAUACAUCGAACCCGACACAACACGAGUCUUCGUCCUCAUCUACGCACCAGAUCUAAAAACGCACCCACUCAGCCACGCCCCUAGAAGACCCUCUCAGUCUAUGGCAUCUUCGUUCUCAAACAUUAGCCACACGGAUGCACAUACUCCGGCCCAAACACCGGGGGAAUUCCCUAAUGAUGGCAUCCUGACUCAAGUAGAACCGAGCCCCCUUGACGAGUCAACUUCCCUCUUCAAGACCUUGUACACUCAAGCCGUGGUUAUUGUGGACAAAGAUACUAUGGUACUACCCUAUACCUCACCCAACGGACACAAACAUAUUCUCCGCAGCCUUUCGCCAGAGGUCGUGUAUAUCCAAGAAUCCCUCUGUGGCCGUGACGGCGAGAUCGUCUCAGACUUAUCCGGCUGGGUAAAGCAGACUGUUAUCGUUAUUGGUGACGAAGGAGGACAUGGUGGAUUGAUCGAUACGGAUGACGAAUCGGUGACUUACAAGAACACAGAAAAGUGGUGGCAGAAGGAAGAGAGGACGGGACUAGGAAAGAGAGUAGCUGUCGUGGAGAGUCUGAAGAUUGGAGAGGAUUGGGACAGGCGGAUCAAUGAAAAGGAUUGA